UUUUGUUUGGUCUGGAGCAUUGACAGUUUCUUUGUUCGUCGAUGAAAAGCACGCUGAAAGAAUGCAACAAAAAUGUCGUGCAAUAAUUAUUUCACUUGCGACGAUUCACCGCACUUAUUUCGCACAAGAUCAGCUGUGCUAAAGCUAUUAGAGCAAGUAAGAGCAGAAAAUCCGUCUAUUCAUCUGAUCUCAAAACCUACGGAGCCCGUGGUAAACAGAAAUUCAAAACUGAAAUUUCCAGACCCGAAGAAAGAUUGCUUCGUAAGUUUUAAAGUCAGCAGCCAUAAUGGAAAGCUUUGUUUGCCGAUUAGCUACAAAAAUACAGACGAGAACGAUCAGAAAUGUUAUGGUGGAUUGAGGUACAUUUUACAAGUCGUAUCUGUAAACAAAGUUCUUUUGAAUGGCAAACAGACGAGUUCAAAUGAAUGUCAAGAAGAUUUUUAUCGUUUUUCACCACUUUCUACACACAAGAAAGGUUCAGCUAAGAACUGCCUUGGUUUCUGGUUUCGGUUUUUUUGCAAAGAGGCAACAAUUCGCGUAACUGUUGCCCUGAAGAUCGACUUUGUGUUUGUUAGAAAGUUGAUAGGAAAGAGACUACUCACAGAUCCAUUGUUUAAAGAUGAUGGAAUGGUUUCCAGUUUAGAAUUUGACAUUUCUACCUGUAUGAGAUCUUCUCAAAAGAUUGCUGCAGCAGAAAAGAAUGGAUUAAUCAACACAGCUAAAAUUUUCCCCUCACUGUAUUUGAACCGAGAAUACAAGAGUAUUGUUACUAAAUUUAAAGACCUGAGGCAGAAACUUAAUUUUGAGGAAUUGGAUGAAUUUUGUGCUCGAACAUUGGAAGGGCUCAGUGACAAUGACCUGAAAGUUGUCCUCUUCCUUGAGCAAAGUCAAGAAGCCUGUCGCAAGAAGCUUUAUGAAAAGUCAAAACAGCUUCUCAAGCAAGCAGUUGACAGCACAGCCAAAUGCAAAAACAAAACCCUGCUGAUAGGCAGAGCCUAUUUGUAUCUGUCGUAUGUCCAUGAAAAAGAUGGCUAUCUUGGAAAUGCAGAAGAGUGUUUAGCCAUUGCCAGGAAAAAGUUGCAAGCUUUGGAGGCAUGUGAAGAUGUUGGAGACCUGUGCUUUCAGGAAGGACUUAUUCUAACCAGUUUUUCCCAGAAGAUGCCAAAGUUUGCUUCAAAACUGAUCUCAGAGGCAAUGCUCAAAUUUGAACAAGCUGCAGCAAUAUUUACCAAAUGCCUCACUGUGGACAGUGCCCUGGAUAAGUUGUGUUGUUCAUACAUAAGACUAGCAUCUUUAUUACUUAAACAGAGCACAGAGGGAUCAUGUUUGCGGCACAAGGUUGCAGUGGCAAACAAACAUCUUGAAGUGGUGUCAUGUCAUUUGGAUGAGCUCUCAGAGAAGACUAAAUUUCAUUUCUAUGUUUGCAAUGCAGAACUGCUUUACCAGAGAAGGCAGUUUGAGGAAGCUAAGAAAAGUCUUGAUGUUGCCUAUGAGAUUGCCAAGGCUUGUCAGUUUGAAGAACAAACUAUGUGGAAAGAAUUACCUGGCUGCAAUUCCUGUGGUGAUCACUACUUCCAAGAAGCAUCAAAUAAUGGAGAACCAGCUAAUGACUUGGAAGUGGAAGAUUUUGUUGUUGCUGAUGUGCCUCUUGGCUAUCUGGCCGAUACCAGUUCAUGAGAGAUGAAAGGGGUUACGUAAGCUGCCAUGGGGUGAGAUAUGGGGCUUUGUAGUGUUAAUAUAUUUUACCAUAAUAAUUUUCCUUGUAAUGUCCUGGCCCGGUUGUUUGAAGGCCAAUUAGCACUAACCCAGAGUUAAAAUUCUCUGUUCAAAAGCCAUUUUGGGAUAAUUUUCCAAUUCAUUUUAGAACA
This is a messenger RNA of Stylophora pistillata, 1868 nucleotides long. RefSeq lists its product as uncharacterized. NCBI's taxonomy places the organism in Eukaryota, Metazoa, Cnidaria, Anthozoa, Scleractinia, Pocilloporidae. The record is from RefSeq and is a predicted model, not a curated record.